GGGCUGGCCCUCGCGAUAGGUUGUCGAUCAGUGGGCCAAGGCAUUCCCUGAGAAAAGAAGGCUGGCUCCCCUGCCCAUCCACCCACAACCCACAAGGCAUCCAAGAUAGGCGAAGGUGACUUGACUUGACGAGCGGUUGGGGUCGAUGCGGGAAAGAACUUGGGGGGUUUGCUGUUUGUUUGUUUUCUUCUUGAUCCCCCGCCAGGACAGACCGCAAGCGGGGUCCCGCCUCAAGAUGUCGGCUUUGACGAGCAGAUUGGCCAUGCCAAUAUCACAAUGGGCCCUUGUUGAUCUGAUGUAUCCUGGCCAUGGCCCAUGUGCCGCCGUCGGAACUCACCGUGUCGCCUCCCCGCCUAGGAACAUCGCCGAGUGCCCAGUAGCAUCGGCUUUCUUAAAAGGACCAGCCAUUCAUAUUAUCCGUGGUGCCCAGUGGCCCGGCUUGCCCGGCACUCCUAGAUCAGCCAAACAAAAGAGCUAG
Gaeumannomyces tritici R3-111a-1 is the source of this 478-nucleotide messenger RNA. RefSeq lists its product as hypothetical. The coding region runs from base 146 to 478 and encodes 110 amino acids. The record is from RefSeq and is a predicted model, not a curated record. Lineage: Eukaryota; Fungi; Ascomycota; Sordariomycetes; Magnaporthales; Magnaporthaceae. The transcript is spliced from 2 exons.